Molecule: messenger RNA, 3028 nt
Organism: Selaginella moellendorffii
Lineage: Eukaryota; Viridiplantae; Streptophyta; Lycopodiopsida; Selaginellales; Selaginellaceae
Product: pentatricopeptide repeat-containing protein At1g62910
Exons: 2
Coding region: 20-2665 (881 amino acids)
Molecular function (GO): protein binding
Source: RefSeq, a predicted model, not a curated record
AGGGCGGCAAGAGCCAGGGAUGAAUGCGCUCUCCAGCGGCGGCGCUCAAUCCAGCUUCCACGAUCUAGAUCACUGCGCGCCUAGAAUUCCCGGCGGUGGAGCUGGAAAAUGCGCCUCCGCCGGGCGCCUGCGAAGAUCCGGCUUCAAAUCCUUGCAGCUAGUUCUUGGAAGGUGUAGAUUAUGCGGCCGCGGCGUCGGAUUAUCGUCAUCGAUCGGCCUCCGAGCGCUUCGCUCCAAUCGAAUCGGUACGUUUUGCUCGCUCGCGGUGAAUAAGGUAGCUAGUAGCAGUAGCAAUGGAAGUAGCAGGGCUUUAACUCUAGAAGAACGUAGGGACGUGCGUCAGCUCCUCCAGAUCGUCGAGAGCAGCUCCAGAUUAGGAUUCUCGAUGAAAUGGAACGGCCAGCUCUCGCAGAGACUCGUGGGGGUGAUUCUACAUAUGGUGAAAAAUGGAGAGUCCGCGAUGGUUUUCUUCGGCUGGGCUGGAACGAGGCAGGAUUUCAGGCACACUGUCCACACAUACAAUUGUUUCUACGAGGCUCUCAUCCGGACUGGCCAGUGUGAGGAAGCAUACAGGCUUUUCAAGGAGAAGUGGCCGCAGGAGCUUAUACCCGAUUCUAUCACCUAUGGUAUACUGAUUCGGGGGCUAUGCAACUUUGGAAAGCUGAAGCUGGCGUGUAGUCUGUAUGAGGAGAUGGUGGAUCGAGGACUCAGGCCGGUGGUUCUUACGUGCAAGUUUCUUCUCAACGCGCUGUGCAAGUCCGGGAAUCUAGAGUUGGCACUCCGCUACUUUGAGAAAAUGUCCAGCAUUCCGUGUGCUGCGACGUGGACUAUUCUCAUAGACGGGCUUUUCAGGGCGAUCAGAGUCGACGAGGCUUGCUACUACUUCGAAGAGAUGAAGCAUACCGCGAUUCCAAACAACUGGACUUACACGGUGGUUAUAAAUGGCCUCGUGAAGGCUGGGAAAGUAGCAGAAGCGGAACGGGUUCUCCAGGAGAUGCCGGUCCCGACGCUCGCGAAUUACACCUCAGUCAUCGGUGGACACUGCAAAGCCGGUGAUAUGGGAAAAGCUUACCAUCUUCUCGAGGACAUGAAACGCAAGGGUUACCAGGGCGACAACCUUACGUACAACACGCUCAUUCAUGGACACUGCAGGCUGCAAGAGAUUGACAGGGCAUACGAGCUGCUAGAGGAGAUGAAAAGUAACGAUUUUGUUCCAGACAUCUUCACUUAUGACAUCCUCAUUGCUGGUCUUUGUAGAGCAAAGCGGCUGAGCGAGGCUCGCGACCUUUUGGGAACUCUACGCAAUGAAGAUGACUGUACUCCCAACGUUGUUUCCUACAACACCCUGAUCGAUGGCUUUUCCAAAGCCGCCCGUGUCAACGACGCUUAUCAGCUCUUUCUAGAGAUGGUCACAGCAGGACAACAUCCCGAUGUAGUGACUUACAGCACUCUCAUCCGAGGACUUUGCAACGCUGGAAGAGCAUCCGAAGCCCACUCGUAUCUGGAAGAAAUGGUUGGCAAGAAAAUCUUACCAAAAGUUCCAGUUUACAGCUCUGUCAUCUCUGGGCUUUGUAGAGCAGGCGAGUUGGAUGCUGCUUCAACUGUUUUCGACAGUAUGGUUGCGAACGGUUGCCAACCAAAUCUCGCUGUCUACAACUCCCUCAUCUACGGGCUGUGCAAGACGGGCAGACUCUGUGAUGCAAAGUUGCGCGUGAAGGAGAUGACUGAAAGAGGCUGCUCACCGGAUGGUGUCACGUAUGGAACACUGAUAGUGGGGCUUUGCCGAUGGAGCAGAACAGACGAAGCAUGUGACCUUUACGUCCGAUCACUGGAACAGGGAAUCGAAAUCAGUGAAACAAGCUGCAACGUUGUCAUAGCCAGCCUCCGCUGUCUUGAGCAAGCUCAACGUGUUCUUCGCGUCGUUCUUGCUACGGGGAAUUCUCCAACGGCUUUUUUCUACGCGACUGUGAUCGAGAGCCUCUGCAAAGAGAACAACUUAGCGGAAGCUCGUCAGCUACUUGAAGAUAUGAUCGGAGCAGGAAUCAAGCCGGAUGGCUCUACAGUUGACGCUCUGGUCGGAGCGAUGUGUCGUCAAGAUAAGGCCGUCGUAGCCAUGGCUUUUCUUGAGGAAAUGGUGAGGCUCGGUUCCAAACCUUCAGUUGGUACGUACAGCACACUCUUGAACGCUCUCUUCAAAGCAGGGAAGCCAAGCGAAGCUCAUGUGGUCCUUCGAAGGCUGAUAAGCCACACCAGUUGUUUCCCCGACGAACUCUGGUACGUUGGCCUGAUCGCUGCUUACUCAAACCAGGAUCAGGUGGAGGAGGCCCGUAACGUCCUCCAGGAGCUGAAAAGCAAGUGGGGAAUCCAAAGCAUAGUUGCAUACAACACCCUCUUGAAAGGACUUUUCAGGACGCGGAACCUUCAGAUGGUUUACGAGCUUCUCAGGGAGAUGAAGAGGAACGAGUUCGUGGUGAAUGAGGCUACUUUCAACAUUCUGAUUCAAGGAUUCUGUCGGCUGGGACAGACCGACCGAGCUGUGCGAGUUCUCUCCGAGAUGAAGAAGGUGCUUACUCCCAGCGCUGCUAUCAUCAAGUUCCUCGUGGAUGAACUCGCGAGAGCUGAAAGAGAACAAGAGUCCAAGGAUCUUGUCAAGCGUCCGGUGUGACGGACACGUAUUUGCUCGAGCUGGCCCGGUACGAGUUCUCCCACACCUACUUAUCUUUGGUACUCUACUUUCUCAGUGGCUGCAAAGUCCGUGGAGGUUCGUUCCUUGGCUACAAAUCUUGAGGAUCUGAUCAGCUGCUAUAUCUGUAACAGUCCGAAUCUCAAUCGUGGCCAUUUCAUCCGACGGCCUUCUAAAGAGGAGAUUUUUCUUCGAGGACUGUCGUAAGCACUACGGGGAAAUGGCGACUUUCCUCGCUGCUCUAGUAGCAUCGGCGAUCUUCCUUGUAGAGGCUCACACAGCAGCAUCGGCAGCACGAUCUUUGCUGGACGUAAGCUCGCCGGACAUCAAUUUCCAGACUAUCAU